UUUUAACCGCUGUUUGUUAUGGGCAUGUGUCAUGGUUUGACUCAUAAUUUCCUUAUGUGGUUCCUUGAGGAUCUUGGUGGAUCCAAAACACUUAUGGGUAUAUCAAUAUGUUCACGCAACAUGGCAGAUCUGAUAAUGUUCUUUGUUGUUAGUGAACUGAUACAAACAUUUGGACAGAUUAAAAUAGUAUUUAUAUCAUUAAUAUCCUAUGGUUCAAUAUUUAUUGCAUACUCAACAAUAAUCAAUCCUUGGUUUGCCAUACCUAUAGAAUUUCUUGCAGGUUUUACAUUUGCAGCUUCAUGGACAGCAUGCACGUCAUACUUGGCUGAAGCAGUACCACAAGACUCCGUCACAACAAUACAAGGUAUCCUUCAGGGUAUGUACUGGGGUUUGGGAUUGGGAACUGGUUCAAUAAUUGGUGGUCACAUGAUCCAUACUGUUGGACCUCAUUGGACAUUUCGUGCUGCUGCUUCUGGUUCGUUUAUCAUCGCAUUGUUAUUUGGUAUAACACAAUGGCGAUGGCAACGCGAGAGCAUGGACGACUCAUUGGAAAUUUACAGUUACUUUUCGUUAAUUGAGCCACAAAAUAACGAAACAAUGAUACACGAUAACGAGGAUGAUAAAAUAUUGAAAAAUAUGAAAACCAAAAGCAAUAACAAAACAGACAAAAAAGGUAAAAAUAAGAAUAAAAAACACGAAAAACGGUUUAAACAGCACGACAACUCAUAAUUUUUUGAAUACUUUUUAGCAACAUAAUUUUUUAACUCAUAUAAUAGCAUAGUGGUAAUAUUUUGUUAUAUUACAAUUGUAUUCAACACUUUGCAUACGAAUAAAUACCAUGUUUUAACAACAAUUGUAAACAGGUAUUUUUAACGCCAAUACAGGAUUUUGUUUGAACAUCAAUCAAGUAAAAGCAUAGAUUGCUAAUCAAUUUAAAAUAUUUUUGCAAAAAAAAUACAAUUAAAUACAUUUCGAUUCAAAAA
This is a messenger RNA of Xenia sp. Carnegie-2017, 983 nucleotides long. Its product is annotated as major facilitator superfamily domain-containing protein 6-like. Gene Ontology annotation, cellular component: membrane. The transcript has 2 exons. NCBI's taxonomy places the organism in Eukaryota, Metazoa, Cnidaria, Anthozoa, Malacalcyonacea, Xeniidae. Bases 19 to 729 code for a protein of 236 amino acids. The record is from RefSeq and is a predicted model, not a curated record.